UCUGAGGGCGCGCCCGCCGAGGGCCCAGGAGGAGCCGGGCUGGCGGCAGGAGCGCUGCGGCCGCCGGCCUGCCUGCCAGGGGGGCGCCCGUCCCGUCGGCUCCCCGGCCGGCCUCUGCUGCCCGGCGCCCAGCCAUGACUCUGGGCGCGGGGAUGUGCGAGGCCGCCUCCGCGCUGGCCGACGACCCGGACAUCGACGUGGUGGGCGAGGGCGAGGAGGCGGCGGCCGACGAGGAGGAGGAGGAGGAAGAAGAAGAGGAGGGCGACGGGGAGGACGACGGGGAGGACGAGGACACCCGCAGCAGCCGCCGCCACCGCUUCCCCGAGGAGGACGAGGACGACGAGGACGAGGAGGCUGCCGGGCGCUCCCCCGGUCCGGUCUUGGGGGGUUCGGGUUCGCCGUGUUCGUCGCCGGGCUCGUCGGCCUCUUCCCCUCGGCCCCGGCCGGCGGCGGGGUCCUCCUCCUCUUCCUCUUCUUCAUCGUCGCCGUCGUGCCGGGCGGGGUCGGGGCUGCGGGGCGGCAAGAGCAGCCUGGUGAAGCCGCCCUACUCGUACAUCGCGCUGAUCACCAUGGCCAUCCUGCAGAGCGCCAAGAAGCGGCUGACGCUGAGCGAGAUCUGCGAGUUCAUCAGCGGCCGCUUCCCCUACUACCGGGAGAAGUUCCCCGCCUGGCAGAACUCCAUCCGCCACAACCUCUCGCUCAACGACUGCUUCGUCAAGAUCCCCCGCGAGCCGGGCAACCCGGGCAAGGGCAACUACUGGACCCUGGACCCCCAGGCCGCCGACAUGUUCGACAACGGCUCCUUCCUCCGCCGCAGGAAGCGCUUCAAGCGGCAGCCCCUCCCGCCCCCCCACGACCACCUCCUCCUCCGCCGCGGCGCCGGCGGCCUCGAACCCGCAGCCUUCCUGUCCGCCGCCGGCCCGCCGCCGCCCCCGCCGCCCGCCGCCUAUGCCUACGCGCCCUACGGAUGCGCCCCCGCCGCCGCCACCUACGGCCUCCCGCUGCAGCCCUUCGCGCCCGCCGCGCCUCUCUUCGCCUUCCAGCAGCCGCCGCCGCCGCCGCAGCCCCCGGCCAGGCGCACCCCCGGAGGCCCGCUCCUGCCCGCCCCGCCGGACCUCGGCCGGACUGCCCCCCGCUUCGCCUACCCGGCCGACCCGGCGCCGCUGGCCGCCUCCUUGCACCCCACCGCCGUCGCCAAGAGCAGCGCCCCGGCCUCGGCCCUGGCCCGCUCGCCCUUCUCCAUCGAGAGCCUCAUCGGGCGCAGCCUCAGCCCCGCCGCCGCCGCCGGCCCCGGCAGCAGCUGCGCCUCCCCGUCGGCCGUCCUGCCGGUGCUGGCCCGCUCGCUGGCCGCCGCCCACCCCCGGGGGACUCUGCGCCCGGCGGCCCCGGCAGACCUCCUGGCCGCCCGCGUCCCCAACUGCUGAGCCAGCCGCCGCCGCCGCCGCCGGGCCAAGGUAGGACCGGGCGCUUCGGGCCCUCCCGCUUCCCCCCGCUCCGCCGCCCCCCUCUCGGCCCCGGGAGCGGGGCAGGCAGGCGGGCGGGGGCUCUCUGGCUCCCCAGCCUUCCGU
Messenger RNA from Sphaerodactylus townsendi, 1568 nucleotides. RefSeq names its product forkhead box D1 (gene FOXD1). The transcript has a single exon. Gene Ontology annotation, biological process: regulation of transcription by RNA polymerase II; cell differentiation; anatomical structure morphogenesis. The record is from RefSeq and is a predicted model, not a curated record. Gene Ontology annotation, molecular function: RNA polymerase II cis-regulatory region sequence-specific DNA binding; DNA-binding transcription factor activity, RNA polymerase II-specific. The coding region runs from base 135 to 1424 and encodes 429 amino acids. NCBI's taxonomy places the organism in Eukaryota, Metazoa, Chordata, Lepidosauria, Squamata, Sphaerodactylidae.